AUGCCGCUCAACCCGCUGCAGCUCCGCGGGCGCGAGGCGGUGCCGUCGCUCGACUUGACGGGGAAGGGCCUCGGACCCGGAUCGGCUGCGGUCGUCGCGGCGGGGGUUUCGGUCAACGGGGUGCUGAAAACCCUCGACCUCUCCCACAACAACAUCGGCGACGAGGGUGUCGAGGCGCUAGCAGACACUCUUAGCGUCAACAGGGUGCUGACCACCCUCAAGCUCGUCGACAACAACAUCGGCGACGAGGGCGCCGUUGCGCUGGCCUCCGCUCUUCGCGUCAACGGGGUGCUGACGUCCUUGAACGUGUGCGGCAACAGGAUCGGGCCAACUGGCGCGACCGCGAUCGCAGAGGCGCUGCGCGUCAACGGGGUGCUGAAAAAACUCAACCUCGACGGCCAUGAGCUCGACCUGCCGAAGCUGCGCGGCACCGACCCGGUCAAAACCCUCGACCUCUCGAGCAAGAGCCUCGGACCCGCUUCGGCCAUCAUCCACGACGAGGGCGCCGCUGCGAUCGCCGAGGCGCUGCGCGGCAACGGGGUGCUGACCAAGCUCGACCUCUCCAACAACGAGAUCGGCGACGAGGGUGCCAAGGCGAUCGGCGAGGCGCUGCGCGUCAACGGGGUGCUGAACAACAUCAGCCUCCGCUACAACGAUUUGGGCGACGAGGGCGCUGUUGCAAUCGCCGAGGCGCUGCGCGUCAACGAGGUGCUGACCAAGCUCGUGCUCGUGGACAGCAACAUCGGCGACGAGGGCGCCGCUGCGCUGGCCUCCGCUCUUCGCGUCAACGGGGUGCUGAAAAACAUCGACCUCCGCUUGAACAAGUUGGGCGACAACGGGAAGGGAGUGAUUCGAGAUGCGGUGAGCGGGCGGGAAGGGUUCAAGCUCCAGAUGUGA
Molecule: messenger RNA, 897 nt
Organism: Emiliania huxleyi CCMP1516
Lineage: Eukaryota; Haptophyta; Isochrysidales; Noelaerhabdaceae
Exons: 2
Coding region: 1-897 (298 amino acids)
Biological process (GO): activation of GTPase activity; nucleocytoplasmic transport
Cellular component (GO): perinuclear region of cytoplasm; nucleus; cytosol
Molecular function (GO): small GTPase binding; GTPase activator activity
Source: RefSeq, a predicted model, not a curated record